Porites lobata is the source of this 1824-nucleotide messenger RNA. The record is from the annotation of a GenBank genome assembly. Lineage: Eukaryota; Metazoa; Cnidaria; Anthozoa; Scleractinia; Poritidae.
AUGGGUGUCCCAGUAAGACUGACCAAUGUAUCUGUCCCUAACGGUGGUCUCCAUUCACAUGACAUGAGAGUGCUUCAGCUUCUGCGCAUGAUCUGCAAUGGAACACUGGCUGCAAACACAGGACUGUCCACCGUGACAUACAUCCCUGGAGAGUUGUUGACUGGGCACUUCUCAGCUGAAGAUGGGAGAUUAGGGUAUGUUGCAAUAUCCACAUACAAAUUCUUGUGUCUGAUUCCAUACAUUUUCUUACAGAACUAGUUGAGAAAAUUUGUUUAAUGAUCACUGAAUUUUUAACUCUCAUAACUUUCUUGCUUGAUAUGUAUUGGUAUGGUUAGGAGAAAAUUGAUGUUGGUCAUUAUACAUGUAAAAAGAAAGUAGCAGCUGCAAUGACAUGUUUAAACUCAGGUGUUACAGACACGGAGGGAAAGGGGUACAGCUGUGUCUGAAAAGCAGAUUACUCUGUGAAUUGAAAAUGAAUUUUGCAGGUCAUUCUUUCUCAGUAAGGAUGUGACAAACAUUUUUACUGAUUAAUUGAACUGACAAUAAUUACAUUGUAUUACCAAUUACAUCCCUCAAAACUAAAAAUUUAAAAAUGUAGUCCUGACUAGCACAGCUACAAAAUCUGCCAGCCUGAGGCUACAGUGCGUAUGUGCACAUGUAUUCAUUUUGUAGCGAGGCCUUACACAUCUCUUCACAUUUUUACACCGCCAGUGUAAGACGAAAUUGAAAUGGACAGAGGGCCAAAACAUUGCAAUCUGUUCAAAACAUUUUAUUCAGAGACAUUUCUUGCAAUGGCCUUUGUUCGGUCGAGUCCUUCUUGUUUUAAUGAAAAAUGCACAUUCAAAAAAUGAACUUGCGUGAUGGUCGUCGCCUCGCGUGACAUCCAAGUUUAUGGCGACUACUGACGAUAUCGAUAAUUUGUUUGUUGUUUGUCUUUCUGUGACAAAAAGGGGGAUCUUUAAUGUUUGGUUAACAGCGUUAAUAUACAUAACGCUUCACAUGGGCCAAUCAUAGUCAAAUCUUACUGGUCGGCGGACUUCAACGUAUUUUCCGCAGAGUUUGCGUGAGGAUAAUCACGAUCCAGGUCACGAACAUUUCUGUGUGGAGAUAAAAGCAAUCAACAACGAUGGCGUCUGAUUCAGAAAAGAAUGCUAGCGUGAGAGAAGACCAGUUGCUCUUUAUGCGAGGUAUUGCAGCAGGCACCGUGUUUUUGUUGCUGGUAGCUCUUUUAUCCGUCUACGGUCCUAUACCAAGACCCAAGAGCCAUGUGUUUUCGGGUUAAAACCGGAGGUUGCUUUUCUCGAGAUUCUCAGCGUAUCACUCAGAAAUGACCACAAACACAGAUCAAGUUAAAAGGCCUUUAAUUUAUUUUACAGAAUGACAUCAAAUAUAUAGAAACUGACAAAAGCUGGACAUUUGUUUAUGAAAUAGGCCACUGUCGGUAUAUCCAUUGACGUCAUGUCCUGAGAACACGAAGAAGAAGAGUGAUGACUUUCGUUUCCUCUGGUUUUCUUGGCCUGGUCGUGAAUUUGGAUAAUAGCACGAUAUAUCAAAAUGACCCCUUUCAUACCGAAGCCCCUACAAUAUUUUAUCUUACCCCUGCCAUCAUUAUAUCUGCUUCAUUUUAUCAUCAUUAUAAAGUGAAGAAAUAUUGUUAUGUCAGUAUUGUGUUAAAUGAAUAAAUGUAGUUGCAAAAAUUAAGUUCUUGCUACAACCAUUGAAACGUUCUUGCUGGUGCUGACUUCGUUCCUGGUGUAUGAUCCAUUAAGUAAAAGAAGUAUAGAAAUGAUGCAGAUCGAGGAGGGAUAUCGGAUGAACGCCUAG